Lentinula edodes (shiitake mushroom) is the source of this 3352-nucleotide messenger RNA. Its product is annotated as kinase-like domain-containing protein. Gene Ontology annotation, biological process: protein phosphorylation. NCBI's taxonomy places the organism in Eukaryota, Fungi, Basidiomycota, Agaricomycetes, Agaricales, Omphalotaceae. Gene Ontology annotation, molecular function: cyclin-dependent protein serine/threonine kinase activity; ATP binding. The transcript is spliced from 8 exons. The record is from RefSeq and is a predicted model, not a curated record. Gene Ontology annotation, cellular component: nucleus. The coding region runs from base 34 to 2952 and encodes 972 amino acids.
CAACUUCGACUCUUAGUUUUCUGCACGACCAUCAUGGUCCUUCCGUCCAAGCCUGUAUCGUCCGCGAAAAGACGGGCUUCUAAAUCCCCAGAUGCAACGCCGCUAUCCAAACGAGCCGCAUCUUCUGCGCUAGAAGAAGGGGAGCUGGAUGACUCCGAAGACCCUGUUCCACCACCAGCAUCCUCGAAUACCAAUCCUACAAAUCCCCGUCCGUCAAUUUCACUAUCUGCAGGACCAUCUUCACUCCCCCAGAAACCUACAGCAAAACCUAAAGUCGCUUUCCCGUUUAAAACAAAGAAAGCUGACUCGCAGAAUCAAGCCUCGCCUGUUGUAAAUAGUGCAGCUCUACUUUCCGGUGCAGCGUCGACAACUUCAUCUUCCGCUGCCAAGGGUGUUUACGUCAGGCCAGACGAGGAGAAAUGGAGAGUCAGCGGUGGUGGCGGCAAUGACAAACGUAGGAACGGGGAUAAUAAUCGCGGCGGUAGUCGCUGGAGAGACAGCCCAUCCAGAGAAAACGGUCGCGGAUAUAAUUCCCGUUCAAAUUCACGGUCCCGUUCGACGUCCCGCUCACCCAGUCGGCAUCGGCUUCCUGACAGACGGUCACCUCGUAGAUCAUCACGACGGCGGUCGCUAGAAUAUGACAGAUACGCCGACGACAGAGGCAGGGAUGACACUCGUUAUUAUGAGGAAAGAGACAGAAGCAGAAGCAGGCAUUAUGAGCCGGGUUACCGUAGAUCAGAUGACCGGGAUUGGACACGACGAGAUGAACGUCGUGAUCAUUAUCGACCUCAAUACGACAGCUAUCGGCCAGAUUAUUCACGUACAAAAUCUCGAACUCCUCCACCACCUCCUAGGGCCGAAUUUUCUCCUCCUUCUACCUCAUCUGCUUUUCCUAUCGACCGAGCGCGCACACCUCCAUUUCCUCCUCCACCAUUUCCGCCGUCUCCACAUUCAUCUAAUGCCCCGACUCUUUCAACAGAACCUGAGCCGUUCCCUGGAGAUAUUCCUCCGCAACCGAAGUCCCCACCGCCACCUGCUCCGCCACCCGAUACUAGGCUUAACAAUACAGCUAUUGGAUUACCAGAGAGACCUGCAAUGUAUAUGCCUCUACAUCCACACUCCAAUGCUCAAUCACAGCUUCACUCAAAUUUGCAUGCCCCGCGACCAAAUGCCCCUGCUGACUUCCAUUCACCUCCGUCGUUAAGACAUAUUGCUCACACGGACAUGGAUUCACAUCAGGAUAGAAACUGGGGUUCGUCUGUAGACCCACAUCGUGAUCCUACAAAAAAAUCCAUGCCUGAACCUCCGCCACGUAUACAGCUGUCACUGAAGCGCAAGUCUGUUUUACGCAGAACCAGAGAGGAAGAAAAAAAAGCAUUUGGAAGAGUGUUUGAGGGUUGUGGAGUGAAGGCGGAUUAUGAGGCUACGACGAAACUUGGGGAGGGAACUUUCGGAGAGGUACACAAGGCAAUCCAGAAAGCCACCAACAGGGUAGUAGCACUGAAGAGAAUUUUAAUGCAUAACGAAAAAGAAGGAAUGCCGGUCACCGCUCUUCGCGAGAUCAUCAUCCUCAAAGCGUUAAGGCACGAGUGCAUCAUCGAAAUUCUGGACAUGUUCGUCGUUCACAGCACGGAAAAUGAGCCAAUGUCGGUUUACAUGGUUUUCCCCUACAUGGACCACGAUCUUGCGGGUUUACUAGAAAACGAACGCGUCAAGCUCCAACCGUCCCAGAUAAAGUUGUACAUGAAGCAGCUUCUAGAAGGAACGGAGUACAUGCAUCGGAACAACAUCCUCCAUCGAGAUAUGAAAGCUGCCAAUCUUCUUAUAAGCAACACUGGUUCUCUACGUAUCGCAGAUUUUGGUUUGGCCAGGGCGUUCGAUGCUGAAGAAUACAAGGGGGCACCGUAUACGACAUUUGAUGGCCGGGAAAGACGGGAACGCAAGUAUACUAACUGCGUAGUCACGCGAUGGUAUCGACCUCCAGAAUUACUUCUUGGUGCUAGGAAUUAUGGUGGAGAGGUGGAUAUCUGGGGGAUUGGUUGUGUAUUUGGAGAGAUGUUCAGCCGUCGCCCUAUUCUUCCUGGGAACUCUGAUGUCGACCAGUUGGAUAGAAUUUGGGGUUUAUGCGGGACACCGAAUCAGCAUACAUGGCCCAAUUACGACAAACUCCCUGGAUGCGAUGGUAUGAAAAGGUUUACAGCAACGACUUCGAGGAGAAUCAAGCAACUUUAUGAGAGCAUUGGACCCGAGACCGUUGAUUUAUUAGACCAACUACUAAUAUGUAACCCUAAAGAACGAAUUUCAGCCUCACAAGCCUUAGAGCAUGAUUACUUCUGGACUGACCCAUUACCCGCAGAUCCUAAAACUCUCCCAGCGUACGAAGCCUCCCACGAAUUCGACAAGCGCAGUCACCGACAACACCAGCCUCCUCCUGGCCCGCCUGGAAAUGGGCCUCAACCGCCUUAUAACAAUCACAAUCACGACCGUCGUAAUCGCCUUCCCCCUCCUCCCAAUAGACCUUAUCCAAAUAGACCUCGCGGCGAUGGACAAUAUAGAAAUCGUAAUCAUCAACCGCCUCCGCCUCACGGCCCACCAAUACAUUUCUCUGGAGGGUAUGGAAAUGCUCCACCUCCUGGUCCUAUGUAUGGGAACAACAACCUUCCCCAUCCUCAUGGUUUUCCACCCAGUGGAAUGCCUCCUAACGUUCAAUAUAGGCCUGGUGCAUACAACAACAACAACAACAAUCGUAGUGGUCAUCCUCAUUAUCGAGACAAUCGUAGCGCUCCAAGAUACAACGAUAAUCCCCUGCCAAAUUCUGAUAGCCUCCCGCCGCGGCCACUGGCGCCUAUGGGUGCAUCGGGUGGAAGAAGUGGUGGUGGUGGUGGUAGUAAUGUAGGCGGGCGUGGACCAGGCUCAUCUAAUGGUGGAAGCGAUACAUUGAACUACGGGUAAGCAAGAAAUGGUGGCUAUAUCGAUAUGGAUACUAUUUAAUAGAUCAUCAUACGUAUACAUACACUGUUGCUUUUGUCCCAUCUCAUGUAUAUAUGUUGUAUCGAUAACCUAAACCACUCAAUGGAACAGCUAGGUGCAGCGCUGAUUCACUCUAGACCCACCCCACCGGAAGCAAAUGGGGUGUAUGUCGUCAUAAAGGGCGGCUCCCGCAGCCAAAUUCCGCAGUCUCAGACCUUUGCUUAUAAGCUUUGACCAUCCUGGUUAUUUUCUCCCUCAAUAUCUAUCUGCUAUACGUUGAACAUUCAAUUUAGUACGCAUUAUGCCGCAUCAUCACGGAGAAGGUCCAGGAGGCCCUGAUGGCCCUGGAGGAUUUGGAGGAGGCCCUGGAGGACCCGGCGGA